AGAUCAAACUCUCUAUAGCACUUCCACAAACUUCCCCAAACCUAAGUACCUAAUCUUUUUCAACGAAACUUGAAGAAAGAGAGUCAGUUUACUUCCUUUGGCAUAUGGAUUAGAAAUGGAACAACUGAAAGUGGAAUUCGAGGAAGAGACGGUGACCUACGGUGGUUCAGGGGCGGCUUCUUCGUCUGUCGGAUCGUCAUCGUCACCGCGACCAAUGGAAGGGCUUAACGAGACAGGGCCACCGCCGUUUCUGACAAAGACUUACGAAAUGGUGGAGGAUCCGGCAACGGACACGGUGGUGUCUUGGAGCAAUGGUCGUAACAGUUUCAUCGUUUGGGAUUCUCACAAAUUCUCCACCACUCUCCUUCCUCGCUACUUCAAGCAUAGCAAUUUCUCCAGCUUCAUUCGUCAGCUCAACACUUAUGGAUUUAGAAAGAUUGAUCCGGACAGAUGGGAGUUUGCGAACGAAGGGUUUUUGGCAGGGCAGAAGCAUCUCUUGAAGAGCAUAAAACGAAGGAGAAACAUGGGUUUACAGACUGUGAAUCAGCAAGGAUCAGGAUCAGGUAUGUCUUGUGUGGAGGUUGGGCAAUACGGUUUUGAAGGAGAGGUAGAGAGGCUAAAGAGGGACCAUAGCGUACUCGUAGCUGAGGUAGUUAGGCUGAGACAGCAGCAACAUAACUCCAAGAGUCAAGUUGCAGAAAUGGAGCAACGUUUGCUCGUUACAGAGAAAAGACAGCAGCAAAUGAUGACGUUCCUCGCCAAGGCCUUGAACAAUCCAAACUUUGUUCAACAGUUUGCGCUAAUGAGCAAAGAGAAGAGAGGUUUGCUCGGUUCGGAUGUUGGUAGGAAGCGGAGGCUCACUUCUAGUCCAAGUUUGGGGACCACUGAGGAGAGAGUGUUGCAUGAUCAAGAGUUCGAUAGAAUGAAGGAUGAUAUGGAGACGUUACUUGCUGCAGCCGUAGACAAUGAGUCGAGUAAUUUGGUGGCUAGUAAGGAUGAGCAAUGUUUGGAAGCUAUGAAUGUGAUGAUGGAAGAUGGUCAUUUAGAGCCUGAGAUAUAUGUGAAAGUGGAAGAUUUGGUAGCUUCACCAUUGGAUUGGGGCAGUGAGGAUCUACACGAUAUUGUCGAUCAAAUGGGUUUUCUUGGAUCAGAACCUUAAAUAUACUGCUUUCAGCACUGUCUUGCGCGGUUUAAGUUGUGAUCUUAGAAGCAAACAUAUUCUCAACCUUCGACUCGGACCUGCAGUUUGAGCAUCGAGCUUGUGUAAAAGAGACAAGACCUGUCUGUUCUUGCUUGGGAAGGGUGUUGUACGCGUGUGCAUAUGUAGCCUUGUAUAUGGUAAAUUUAUAUAAAAUUUACUUUAAAAAUAUUGUAUAAAAAAUAAAGUUAUAUUUUCAGCC
Messenger RNA from Raphanus sativus (radish), 1400 nucleotides. RefSeq names its product heat stress transcription factor A-2. Gene Ontology annotation, molecular function: DNA-binding transcription factor activity; RNA polymerase II cis-regulatory region sequence-specific DNA binding. NCBI's taxonomy places the organism in Eukaryota, Viridiplantae, Streptophyta, Magnoliopsida, Brassicales, Brassicaceae. Gene Ontology annotation, biological process: regulation of transcription by RNA polymerase II. The record is from RefSeq and is a predicted model, not a curated record. Gene Ontology annotation, cellular component: nucleus. The coding region runs from base 116 to 1159 and encodes 347 amino acids. The transcript is spliced from 3 exons.